This is a messenger RNA of Aspergillus pseudotamarii, 1512 nucleotides long. RefSeq lists its product as uncharacterized. The coding region runs from base 1 to 1512 and encodes 503 amino acids. The transcript is spliced from 3 exons. Lineage: Eukaryota; Fungi; Ascomycota; Eurotiomycetes; Eurotiales; Aspergillaceae. The record is from RefSeq and is a predicted model, not a curated record.
AUGUCUCAUCAAGCUAGGACACCAUUCGUACGAUUCCCCACCGUAGGGUUUCAUGCAUUCAGCUUGAUCGUGUCAGCCUACCAAACCCUUGUCUUUUGGACGUUAACUGCAAUCUCUUCACCUGCAGGCGUAACUAACAAGGGGAUAGUAUUCAAUCGUGCCACCAUAGCCAGCGGCUCCCAAGUCUCAUCAUCAGAAUCGCUCACCUCCCCACGUCCUUCGGGCGAACCAACUUGCUACACCAGUAGUCAGUGGCUCGUCAUCUCCGGUACAAGCCUAUUCUGGCCAACCUCAACCGACUACCUGUAUGGGCCAACCGACAACCCUGACGUCGACUGCGCAGCGCAAUGGAUACAAUAUGAUGGCCGCUCAAACGAACUCGAGUCCCUAGGCCCUACGGCCACAUCGACUCUAACAGAACUAAUCCCGACGAGCACAGGCGCCUGCACAACUAGCAGCCAUCUAGAAAGAUACUAUGACACCCACACGGGGCCUGUCACCACGCUCUGCGACGGGCACGCACGCGCCCUGGGUCCCCGCGAAAGUGUGACGAAUUAUUACCCCGGUACAGGACCAUGCAGCACAUUCUACGUCCCAACGACCAUAACUACAACUCUCUAUCACCUACCAUCAGCAUCCCCAACUUGCGAGCUGCACCUUGAAGGUUGCAAGGCCGUCUGGGAAACCUACAAAAGCCGCUCAUCAGCCUAUGAAUCAAGCAUCUCUGUUUCCAUCCCGGGCGACACAAACAGUCCGCUCGGCCCUAACCACUGCCCUAUGACAGCAAGCGAGAGGCCAGAGCAGUGCGGAAGCUGUCACUUUCUUCCCGAUACCGCAACACUUUUUUACUGGCCCGUUACAACCGCCAGUGGCGAUCUCUGCGCUCAAAACGGAACCACAAUUCCCGCGACCCCGACUGGUAACGGUCCCAAUACAGCACUGCUAGGUGAUCAAACCCUUGUCUCACCCAGUGCCUAUAUCUUCUUCACAUCAAUCUACGCCUGGGGCAACAGUCGUCGCGGCGGGCAGUGUGGAGCAUACCAUGAAAACAAGAUGAUCUCUGUGCAUCCUACAUCUAUCACUUCACGAAGAGGACACAGAAAUGCGCGGUAUCCUAUACGUGGAACAGCGUAUCCAUUUAACUUUGCAGAGUUCUUGCCCCAGACAGUAGGGAACUAUACCCAGCCUCUAAUCCCGUGGCCGCAAUAUUGGGGUGGGUCACAGUGUGGUGUGUAUGAUUCUGCCUGUACAUUAGUCCGGGAUGAUUAUCUACCUUUCAUUGAUAUGCCCAGUGAGGUGACGCAGAUUGAUGCCAAGUGGGAGAGCUGUGAUCGGAGUUGGUAUAUCCCAGCCGUGACUCUGGUGCCGAUAGUGGAUGGGACUGUUAGCUUUCCGAAUCCAACGCCUACUGGUGGUCAAGACGCAGAGGAAGUACAGGGAGUAGAAGAAGCAGUGCCACAGGGUUCGGUGGGGGUACCGACGCCAACGCCGACGGAAAGCCUGGGAUGGUGA